Messenger RNA from Aricia agestis (brown argus), 1042 nucleotides. It is a transcript of the gene Dcps, whose product is annotated as m7GpppX diphosphatase. Gene Ontology annotation, biological process: deadenylation-dependent decapping of nuclear-transcribed mRNA. The record is from RefSeq and is a predicted model, not a curated record. Gene Ontology annotation, cellular component: nucleus; P-body. Bases 38 to 1042 code for a protein of 334 amino acids. Gene Ontology annotation, molecular function: hydrolase activity; RNA 7-methylguanosine cap binding. NCBI's taxonomy places the organism in Eukaryota, Metazoa, Arthropoda, Insecta, Lepidoptera, Lycaenidae. The transcript is spliced from 4 exons.
AAUUUAGAUUUUUUAAUUAUUGCAACAUUUUCACAAAAUGUCCGACGCUAAAUGCCAAAGUGAUGAUAUUGAGCCAUCCGCGAAGAAAAUCAAAAAAGAUGAGCAAAACGGUAAUCCAGUAACAGAACUGCAUGUACAUCUGAAGGACUUUAUACCGACAAAGAUAAUAAAUAACAAUACGAAUGGAAAAACUGUGUGUGUGCUCGGCAGUUUCAAAGACAAAAGUGGUGUUGCGGUCGUACUUCUAGAGAAGAAAGCAUUUUCAGGGGAUCAAUUGAAUGACUCCGGCUACUUUUCGGACGCUACAGAACUGCGUACGCUCUUCCAAAACGAUAUUUACGGCAACUUUGAGUGUUACCCGAAGCCUGAGAUUAAUGGUGUGAAAACUUCAAUAAUAUACCCCGCUACAGAGAAGCAUAUUGUCAAGUUUAGUCAACAAGUGAAACAUGUAAUACUUGAGACUCCAGAGUGCUAUGAUAAACUGACUUUGCCCUUUUUACAAAAAGAGCAGUUUAGUUUACAGUGGGUACACAACAUUUUAGACGGCAAGAGCGAGCAAGAUAGGGUAGUGCAUGACAAUAAGUGCGAAAAGGAAGGCUUCGUUUUGCUCCCGGAUUUUAAGUGGGACGGUAAAACCAAGGAAACUCUUUACUUGUUGGCCAUAGUAAGGCCGAGGAAUAUCAAGUCGUUGAGGGAUUUAAAUGAGACACAUUUGCCGCUGUUGAAGAGAGUUAGGAAUGAAGGAAAGAAAGCAAUAGUAGACAAGUACAACGUCCCCGGCAGCCAACUACGUGUGUAUCUUCACUACCAACCGUCGUUCUAUCAUCUACACAUCCAUUUUACAUAUCUCCUGCACGAAGCACCUGGAAUUUAUGCGGAGAAGGCACAUCUCCUUGACACGGUUAUUGACAACAUCGAAAUGAUGAGUGAUUACUAUAAGAAAGCUACCCUACCUUUCACUAUUCGUGAAAUGGACAACCUUUUCAAAGUGUAUGAAACGAACGGACACGUUAAUAAGGUUAUAUCGGAUAUUGAUAAAUAA